Aspergillus homomorphus CBS 101889 is the source of this 637-nucleotide messenger RNA. RefSeq names its product gamma-glutamylcyclotransferase family protein. The transcript has 2 exons. NCBI's taxonomy places the organism in Eukaryota, Fungi, Ascomycota, Eurotiomycetes, Eurotiales, Aspergillaceae. The record is from RefSeq and is a predicted model, not a curated record. Bases 41 to 637 code for a protein of 198 amino acids.
ACACCAUACAAUCCCCAAUCAACCAGAACCUCGAUUAGAAAUGGGCGACCACGUCCUCUUCUUCUACGGCACCCUAAUGUCCCCAGCAAUCCUACACCGGGUAAUCCACGGCCGCGCAGAUCCGGAACCGUGGCAGCGGGCGUACCUACGGAUCCAGCCGGCGGUGCUUCCUCACUACCGGCGGCAUCGGGUGCGGGGAGCGGAUUAUCCUGGUAUUUUACCUGUCGGUUCUUCUCCAGAUGGUGGCAUGGGGGAUGGUUGUGCGAAUGACCGGGGUAGGAACGGCACAGCUUCAGUCCUCGGGACGCUGGUCACUGGGUUGACGGAUGGGGAUGUGUAUCGGUUGGAUCGGUUUGAGGGGGGAGAGUAUUCUAAGGUUCGAGUCAGAGUUAGGGUUGUAGGUGAGGAGCAGGGGGAGGGUCGGGGAAAGGAUCAGGGGGAUGAGGAGCAGGAUGUGCGGACGGAACUUCAUACUACGCCGCUACCAGACACUACUGAACCCUCUCAAGAAGUCGAGGCGCUGACGUAUGUUUGGACGGCGGAGCGAGAGCGGUUGGAGGAUGCUGAGUGGGAUUUCGAGGCUUUCAAACGGGAUAAACUGGCUUGGUGGGUGGAGGCCGAUGAGUGCGAAUGGUAG